This is a messenger RNA of Capsicum annuum, 2564 nucleotides long. RefSeq lists its product as uncharacterized. Gene Ontology annotation, biological process: protein phosphorylation. The record is from RefSeq and is a predicted model, not a curated record. Lineage: Eukaryota; Viridiplantae; Streptophyta; Magnoliopsida; Solanales; Solanaceae. Gene Ontology annotation, molecular function: ATP binding; protein kinase activity. The coding region runs from base 308 to 1840 and encodes 510 amino acids. The transcript has 13 exons.
CCUAUUUAAUAUUCAUACCAAAAGGAAGAGGAAAAUAAAUUUCCAGUUGUAAACAUAUUUGUGGCUAACGCUGAACAUUGUCAACACUCACUUUACAUGCUUCAAAUUCUUUCUAUUCUCACCUGUCAACACUUAGCCAUCACAGAAAUAAAAAGUUUCAAAGCGAAGCCCAGCCAUGCAAGUAAUUGAAACCUUUUGAGCAACACAAAUUCCCAAAGAAUUCUCUUUUCAGACACCCAUUUGCAAUUAGUACUAAUUUGUUAGCAGGGAAAAAUAUAUAUAUUUUUUUUGUUGUUGUAAAAUCGCCAUGCUUUUCCAUUUUGAUCUGAAAGAAUUUCAAGAAAAGGUGUCCACUCAGCUCCGACCUUGGCAACGCUCUUUCCAGUUCUGGGUUCGCGCUGCUGAUAUUUAUACUGGUUAUAAAGUAUUUCAGGUAAGAGCAAGUUUUGAGAAGGAUGUGCAGAAACAGGAGGUGAUGUGGGAGAAGCAGCACGAGGUUGCUGCUGACAAGAUAUAUAGCAUGUGUUCUGAGCUUGGUGGGUUUUUCCUCAAGGUUGCCCAAAUAGUUGGGAAGCCAGACUUGGCGCCAGCUCCAUGGGUCAAAAGGCUUGUUACUCUAUGUGAUCAAGCACCUGCUACACCAUACAAUGUGAUUAGGGUAGUGCUUGAGAAGGAGUUGGGUCAAAAUUUUGAUGAUUUGUUUCAAUAUUUUGACAAGGAUCCACUAGGCUCUGCUUCAAUUGCUCAGGUUCAUCGAGCAAGACUAAAAGGUGACAAGAAUGAUGUUGUCGUCAAGGUCCAACAUCCUGGAGUUCAGGAAUUGAUGAUGACUGAUAUCCGCAACUUGCAAGCCUUUGCGUUGUAUAUUCAAAAGACAGAUGUCAAGUUUGAUCUGUUCUCUGUUACCAAGGAAAUGGAGAAACAGAUUAGCUAUGAAUUUGACUUUGUGAGGGAGGCUGAAGCUAUGGCAAGAAUUCGGCAUUUCCUUUGCCAGAAUAACAAAAAAUCCCCUGUUCGGGUACCUCAUGUGAUACGAGACAUGGUCAGCAGGUAUGCUCAGAUAAGUUUGCUUCAGCGUAAUUCAACCAAAUACGACGAGUCUUACAAGUGGAGGGUUCUAGUUAUGGAAUACAUUGAUGGCAUACCCAUUUUGAAGCUAGGAGAUGAAAUGGCGAAGAGAGGCAUACGUGAUGGCAAGUUAGCGGCAGUUGCAAAACAGAAUAUCCUUAAAAAUUUGUCACUUGCUUAUGGACAAAUGAUACUCAAGAGUGGUUUCUUCCAUGCAGAUCCUCAUCCGGGAAAUAUUCUGAUCUGCAAAGGGUCCGAGGUUGCAUUGCUUGAUUAUGGACAAGUGAAGGAUCUACCUGAUGAACUGAGGCUUGGAUAUGCUAGGUUGGUUCUUGCGAUUGCUGAUAAUGACCCUUUAAGGGCAUCAGAGAGCUACAGGGAUCUUGGUAUCGAGACCUUGAGCAAAUGUCAGGAUGAACAAAAUGAACUGCUUAGACUGGCGCAAACAAUGUUUGACACAAAAUUACCGCCUGGAGUUACAAUGCUGCAACCAUUCUCAGAAGAAUCUUCUAUAAAGAAGAUUGCUGUUAAGGCUUUUCCAGAGGAACUGUUUUCUGUUCUCCGUACAGUGCACAUCCUGAGAGGACUUAGUGUUGGUCUGGGAAUUAACUUUUCAUGUGCCGAGCAGUGGAGACCCAUUGCUGAAGAAAUUCUGUAUGCUGCAGGAAGACUUUCAGACUCUCAAACUUGGCCUCACCUGGCAAGCAUGCACUCCAGUUUCGAUGGUGCACAUCUAGACACCUCAACUUCUCAACUAGCAACUGAACUCUAAAUCGUCCCCACGACGUGAUACAUAAAUUUUGAAGGUGUCUGGAUCAUUUUGUAAGUUGGAAUGUUCAAUUGAUACAUCAAAGACGAGUUGGGGUGUCUUAAGAGUGUUUAAUUGUCAGUUGAGGCCAAGUUAAAGUGUCUAUGUAUUAUGCCUUUUUUUGGGGGGUUCCCUGGUCGAGAUGCUCUGCUUACAUACAGGCUACAGCAAUUUAUGUCUGCCGUUUCUUCCUUUUCCAAGUAGGCCAUUUUUCUUUAAUCUGAUGGUAUGAUUUUAUGUUGGUAAUUAGUUCCCAAAGCACAAACUAAGCAAUUUUUCUUCUUUGGCUUACGUUUCCUUUAAUAUUGCUCAUUUACUCGCAGCUAAAGAUCUGAAGAAAAUACAUAGACAUGGAGCGACUGGACGAAGAUUUUGCAGAUAAUGGAAAUGAUUUGUAAUUUGUCAUAAUCAAAUUGAUGCCCUUAGUUGCAUCCUUGUCAUGGAUAAUUCAAUUAGAAUUGUUUCCUUUUACCACAUGUAUUGGCAUAGAAAGGAAGUUUUGUCACACUACUAGCAGUAGUUGGUGCUGAAAAAAGACAUUGACUACUAGCUGUAGUCUUAUUUCAGGAAAAUUGUUAGGUUGUAUCUUGAUUUUCUGGGUUCAUAGGAGAGUUGUGUUUCUCCAAAAAAUUUUGCUGCUGUGGACAAACAACCAUUUGGUGAGCAAUGAGAAGUGAUUUUUUUUGUG